AUGACGACGACGACGAAAAAAGAAGAAGAGUUUGAGGAGAAGAAAGGAGAAGAAGAAGAGGAGGAAGGCAGAAAGGAGAGAAGUGUAUCGAAGGUGAAAAAAACGGAGCUGUACUCGUCUUUAGACGCGACGACGAUUGAGAUUUUUUUUACCGAGGAGGACGUCGCGAUGGAAAAGGAGGAGGUGUCGCACAGGUUCAUCUUCGAUUCCGAAGGAUCACGCGAUCCAGUCGGAAUUGAAAUUAAAGCAGGGCGCGAAGAAGAGAAGUUUACGUUUGAUUUGCGAAAGCACCACCCGGUUCGAACGGAUCCGGAAUUCGUCCGCGUGAGAUGUGGGAAGAAGAAGAUUGAAGUCAAACUGAUGAAAAAGAAGAAUCAGAAGAGAGAAGAAGAAGAAAAGGAGCGACGGUUGUCGUCGAGCGUUUCGGAAGAGAAGCACAAAAUUGGGAACGAAACGCGGAACACGACGAGUUCAACCACUCCAACGACGAGUUUAGACGGAGUUGGUGAUGAGGGAAAAACGACGUCGCUUGAUAAACCGCCGGCGGAUAAAUGGACGCGGUUGGAAUUUUUAGGGGAGAUGGAAGAGGAGUUGGAAACGUUGGACGGCGAGGACGGGUUGAACAAAAUGUUUCAGGAUUUGUAUAAGGACGCGGACGACGAUCAGAGGCGUGCGAUGAUGAAGAGUUUCGUAGAAUCGAACGGGACCGUGUUGAGCACGGAUUGGACGGACGUUGGGAAGAAGUUUGUCGAGCCGCAAGCUCCGUAA
Molecule: messenger RNA, 768 nt
Organism: Bathycoccus prasinos
Lineage: Eukaryota; Viridiplantae; Chlorophyta; Mamiellophyceae; Mamiellales; Bathycoccaceae
Product: SGT1
Exons: 1
Coding region: 1-768 (255 amino acids)
Molecular function (GO): protein-folding chaperone binding
Source: RefSeq, a predicted model, not a curated record